Messenger RNA from Cajanus cajan (pigeon pea), 2185 nucleotides. RefSeq names its product U-box domain-containing protein 1. Gene Ontology annotation, molecular function: protein binding; ubiquitin-protein transferase activity. The record is from RefSeq and is a predicted model, not a curated record. NCBI's taxonomy places the organism in Eukaryota, Viridiplantae, Streptophyta, Magnoliopsida, Fabales, Fabaceae. Gene Ontology annotation, biological process: protein ubiquitination.
UGAACCAUAAGAAUGAACGGAAGCAUCAUCGUAACGUAAGGACCACAAUGAAUAAUGUUCUAUCAUCGUUGAUGGUCUCCCCAGACUUGUUACCAUCUGGAUCCUUGCUAGGUUCAUUGAUUCACUUAUCCAAUGAAGUUGGCUCAAUGGAGAAGUUUCCCUUGGUGCACACAAGGAAUGUUUCAUCCAUGAUAAGGAGGAUCAAGCUCCUCUCUUCUUUGUUUGAAGAGAUUCAAGAAACGGGUACUCCACUUCCUCCCUCAUCAAUCCUUUGUCUCACUGAACUCUUCUCUGUGAUCAGAAGAGUGAAGAUUUUGAUCCAAGAAUGCAAGGAUGGAAGCUCUCUUUGGAGUCUCAUACAGUUAGAGUUCAUUGCAAACCAAUUUUAUGUGCUUGUAAAGGAGAUGGGAAGGGCCCUUGAUAUCCUUCCUUUGAGUUUGCUUAAUGUAACAUCAGAUAUAAGGGAACAAGUGGAGCUUCUUCAUAAGCAAGCAAAGAGGGUUGAGUUACUCAUUGAUCCUAGAGAGAUUCAAAGAAGAGAACAUCUAAUACAAGUGAUGGCCAACAACAGUUUUCAAAACAAUAAGAACAAGGGUUUUAUUGACUUUGACAAAGUGGAAGAGAUAUUAAGCAGCAUUGGUUUGAGAACCCCUUCAGAUUAUGAUGGAGAAAUAUCCAAGUUAGAGGCUGAAGCUCAGAAUCAAGCUGGCACAGGAGGACUAAUUGUUGUAUCCAAUAUAAAUAAUCUCAUAUCUCUUGUCUCUUAUUCAAAAUCCAUGAUAUUCAGAGAUGGAGAGUGUGACAGAAAAAAUGAAGAUUGUAAGCCACUAUCUGCAUUUUUACACAACAAAGUCCAUGAUAGUUCUUCAUCCUCUCAGUCCAUGACGCCAAAUGUUCCUGAUGAAUUUCGUUGCCCCAUUUCACUUGACUUAAUGAGGGACCCCGUGAUUGUGUCAUCGGGACACACUUAUGAUAGAACCUCAAUUGCACAAUGGAUAAACUCUGGCCAUCACAGUUGCCCCAAAAGUGGGCAAAGGCUAAUUCACACUGCUCUAAUACCAAACUAUGCAUUAAAGAGCCUCGUUCAUCAAUGGUGCUAUGACAACAAUGUCCCAGUGAAUGAGCCUACAACUGAGGGAAACAACAUUAGCAAGAAGAAUUUGAACGAAGAAGCUAUUGAUCAUAUUUCUGCAAACAAAGCAGCUGCAGAUGCUGUCAAAAUGACAGCAGAAUUUCUAGUUGGAAAAUUGGCAACCGGUUCUGCUGAUAUCCAAAGACAAGCUGCAUAUGAACUUCGAUUACUCGCGAAAACCGGCAUGGAUAACCGGAGAGUCAUAGCCGAGGUAGGGGCUAUUCCCUUUCUUGUAACACUUCUAGGAUCUCAAGACUCAAGGAUCCAAGAGCACGCUGUGACAGCUUUGUUCAACCUUUCAAUAUUCGACAACAACAAGCUUCUGAUCAUGGCAGCAGGAGCAGUUGGCAACAUAGUAGAAGUACUAGAAUCGGGGAAGACAAUGGAGGCAAGGGAAAAUGCAGCAGCAUCAAUAUAUAGCUUGUCAAUGGUAGAUGAGUGCAAAGUGCAAAUUGGAGGAAGAGCAAAAGUAAUACCUGCCUUAGUUGGACUCUUGAAAGAAGGUACUCCAAUUGGGAAAAGAGAUGCUGCAAGUGCACUUUUCAACCUUGCAGUGUACAAUCCUAACAAGGGAAACAUUGUUGAAGCUGGUGCAGUUCCUGUGUUGGUUGAGUUGUUGAUGGAUGAUAAGGCUGGCGUAACAGAUGAUGCACUUGCUGUGCUAGCUUUGCUUCUUGGAUGCUCUCAGGGGCUAGAAGAGAUAAGGAAUAGUAGAGCAUUGGUGCCACUUCUUAUUGAUCUUCUGAGAUUUGGAUCAGUGAAAGGGAAGGAAAAUUCAAUAACCCUUUUGCUAGGAUUGUGCAAAGAAGAGGGGGAAGUGGUGGCAAGGAGGCUAUUGGCAAAUCCAAGGAGCAUUCCUUCUCUUCAAAGCUUGGCUGUUGAUGGCUCUUUGAGAGCUAGGAGAAAGGCUGAUGCAUUACUUAGGUUCCUCAAUAGGUGCUGCUCUCAGCCUCAUCAUUCUGUUUGAUAGAGUAGGGUGUGUUGUAAUCACAUGACUUCACAAAUGCAGAGUUGUAUAUUUUGUGAAUGGUAUACAUGAAAAAUUGGUCAUCA